This is a messenger RNA of Chenopodium quinoa (quinoa), 1425 nucleotides long. Its product is annotated as protein BPS1, chloroplastic-like. The record is from RefSeq and is a predicted model, not a curated record. NCBI's taxonomy places the organism in Eukaryota, Viridiplantae, Streptophyta, Magnoliopsida, Caryophyllales, Amaranthaceae. The transcript has 2 exons. The coding region runs from base 165 to 1220 and encodes 351 amino acids.
CAAACAAUUUCCUCUCUUAUCAAUUAGGAGUAACAUCUUCAUCUUCUCCUCUCAUUUCUUUAUACUAGACUUUUCAACUAACAUUAUUUCACUUUCUCUCUCCUCUGUUUUUUCCUCUCACUUUUAAGUUUCGCUUUGAUUUUCUUCCAGUUGCUUAAAGAGUAAUGAGUCGCCCACAAGAACCACACAGGCCAUUCUUCCCACAUGGAAACCCUUUUCGGAUGAUACUUCCGAAGAGCUCUUAUCUUUCCCCUAAGGUACAGGCGCUUCUGAAUAAGUUCGAGGAUACCUUGGCAGGAAGACUCAGAAGACUUGUUCCAAAGCACAAAGACGAGAUCUUCAGCUUUUCUUGGAUGAUAUUAGCCAUACAGUCGCUCUCUGAGACGCAUAAUGAUAUCAAAUCUCUGAUAACUGAUCUUGAACUUCCUGUUGUCGAUUGGGAUGAUAAAUGGAUAGAUGUCUAUUUGGACAACAGUGUGAAGUUGCUGGAUAUUUGUAUUGCCCUCUGCUCUGAGCUGUCACGACUUAGCCAAGGGCAGCUCCUGCUCCAUUGCCUGCAGCGUAAUUUGGACCAAAACAGUUCAUGUGAGAUUUCGAAAGCAAAAUCUUCAAUUGAUAGUUGGAGAAAUCACAUUGGUACUAAGAACCCUAGAAUUGAAAAUUGUUUCCCUAUCAUUGAUAAGUUGAUGGAAUCAUUAGAGCUGCCCAAGGUUAAGAACUCAGCCAAAGGAAAGGCUUUGAUGCGUGCUAUGUAUGGAGUCAAGGUGCACACUUUGUUUGUCUGCGGUGCAUUUAUCUCUGCUUUCACAGGCUCUGAUAAAAAAUUAGUAGACUUGCAAGUUGCUGGUACACACAUGUGGGCAGAAGCAUAUAAUGAUCUCCAGAUGUUUGUGUACAGGGAGAUUAGAAAUUUAGUUUCAAGUGGUAGGAAUGUUCUUUUGAAAGAGUUGGAAGCAGUUGAUACAAUUGUUGGGGAAAUUUAUCCCAUGAUUCAAGAAGGUACAAAGCCUUUGAAAAUUGAAUUGUUUCAGAAUUCUGUUGUGGAAUUAGGGACAAGAGCGGACAAACUUUCAUCAGGAUUAGAUCUUUUGGCGAAGGAAGUGGAUGGGUUUUUUCAAAUAGUGUUGAGUGGACGUGAUGCUUUGCUUGGUAACCUUCGAGUGUCUAGCAGCGUCUUUGAUUCUCCAAAAAAGUUGAAGGAGGAACAACUUGUGAGAUGAUUACUAGACAUGCCAAGGUCGUACAUAAACAGUCUAGGUAUGGUUUUUAUAACUGUGUUGUGGGGAAAUGUAUGAGAUGUUCUCAAGCAUAUUAUUAUGCAUAUCUUGUAACUUGUAAUAUGUUUGUUCUGAAUGAGCGACUAAGCUUUGUACCUAUGUACUAUAUUAUGAUAAUGAUAUAUAAAAGGAUAUUUGCUGUGUGGAA